GUAUCGAUACACUGUAUCGAAACAUAGAAACAGUGGCCAAGUUUAGUGUGUAGUGUGUACACACGAGCGCAAGUGUGUGUGGAAAGUGAAUAUACCACAGUGCCAAUGGUUAAUAUUGAUUUAGCACAGAAUGGCGCUGAAAUUGAAACAGCAUGUUAUUUCCCGCGUUGUUGCAUGUUUGAAGAACCAGUGCAGUCAGCUGCCUUCUGUUUUACCGCAAUUUGUUGAAAUACAUGGUGGAGAUGAUAGUAGUAACAUCGAAUUUCACUUGAAUUUACGCUCGUUAGAGAAGUUUAAUGGUUUCCGUGCCGACUACUUGCCAAAUUUGGAAAACAUCUCUUCAGAUAGCCUGAUACACGGUGUUUGGAGUGUCACUGAUAACCGUGGUCCAAAAUGUAUUUUUAGAAUUUGUAGUGAUGUGUUCCUUAAAGAAGUUCUUGAAGAUGUAAUAAACAAACCGAAUCUCAUACAAAAGAGGAACAGUAUUGUGAAUAAUCAUAUUGGAAGAAGACUUGUUGUUGAAUUCAGUUCCCCAAACAUUGCAAAGCCAUUUCAUGUGGGUCAUUUGCGUUCAACAGUAAUAGGAAAUUUUAUUUCAAAAUUACAUGAGUACCUAACAUUUGAUGUACUGAAGCUGAACUACCUUGGUGACUGGGGUACUCAGAUGGGCUUGUUAGCAGUUGGACUGGACAUGCUAAAAUAUUCAGAUGAUGUAGUUAAACAAAAUCCAAUUGGUUCCCUGUAUGAGGCAUAUGUGACUGCAAAUAAAGAGGCAGAACACAAUCCAGAAAUCCAUGUUCGGGCUCGAAAAAUUUUUGAACAGAUGGAAAAUGCAGAUUCUGAGGAACUGGGAAAAUGGCAACUAUUUCGCAAGUAUUCAGUAAAUGAGCUGGAAAAAACGUACAGAAGAUUGGGAAUAAAAUAUGACGAUUUCCACUGGGAGUCAAUGUAUAGAGCUAAGCACAUUGGUUGGGUACUGGAAAUGAUGAAAGAAAAUGGGUUUGUGCAGACACAAGAAGAUGGGAAAUGUGUUAUUGAUUUAAACGGAAGAAAAGUUACUAUUGUAAAAAGUGAUGGGUCAAUGCUGUAUUUAACCAGAGACAUCGCAGCAGCAAUAGAACGACACAGGAGGUUUAAAUUUGAUGAGAUGAUAUAUGUUGUAGAGAAUGGCCAAAGUGAUCAUCUUUCAACUUUGUUCACAACACUUAAGAAACUUGGGCUGCCAUGGGCACAUACUCUCAAACAUGUAAAAUUUGGUAGAAUCCAUGGAAUGAGUACCAGACGUGGACAGACUGUCUUCUUAAAAGAUGUUCUGGAUGAAGCAAAAUUAAUCAUGAAGAAUAAACAAAAUAAAUCUGCUACAACCAGACAAGACAUGGCAGAAGAUACAGCUGAUGUCCUAGGAAUGUCAGCAGUAAUCAUCAAUGACUUGAAACAGAGAAGGCUAAAAGAUUAUGAGUUUAAUUGGAACAAAGCUUUGCAGGUUGAAGGCGACACUGGUAUAAGGCUGCAGUAUACUCAUUGUCGGCUCUGGAACCUUGAGAAAAACAGUGGUGCCUCCCUAGCACAUAAUUGCGAUCCUUCUGUUCUUAAUGAGCUGGAGGCUAUUGUAUUGGUCAGAGAAAUAGCAAGAUUUGAAGAAGUGUUAUUGAAGACCUACAGUGAACUUGAAGCUUGCCAUCUUGUACAGUAUCUUUUUCACAUUUGUAAUGCUGUGAAUAAGGCCUUUAAUGUGCUGCAAGUGAAGGACCAAGGUUUGCAUAUUGCGUCGCAAAGACUCAUGAUGUUCCAUGCAGCACGAAUUGUCUUAAAUCAAGGAAUGAGGAUUUUGGGGUUAAAGCCCUUGGAAGAAAUGUAGCACACACAGUAAUUUAAUAAAAUACAACUGCCAUAUGUUGUCAUGCCAUACAUCAAUAUAUUGUACUGUGUAGCUCAUGUUUUUCAUAAAUAAAUGUAAGUAUUUUUCUUUAAAAAA
This is a messenger RNA of Schistocerca americana (American grasshopper), 1975 nucleotides long. RefSeq names its product probable arginine--tRNA ligase, mitochondrial (gene ArgRS-m). Gene Ontology annotation, biological process: arginyl-tRNA aminoacylation; mitochondrial translation. The coding region runs from base 131 to 1858 and encodes 575 amino acids. Gene Ontology annotation, molecular function: ATP binding; arginine-tRNA ligase activity. NCBI's taxonomy places the organism in Eukaryota, Metazoa, Arthropoda, Insecta, Orthoptera, Acrididae. The record is from RefSeq and is a predicted model, not a curated record. The transcript is spliced from 7 exons. Gene Ontology annotation, cellular component: mitochondrion.